This is a messenger RNA of Prosopis cineraria, 1099 nucleotides long. RefSeq names its product ras-related protein RHN1-like. Gene Ontology annotation, molecular function: GTP binding; GTPase activity. NCBI's taxonomy places the organism in Eukaryota, Viridiplantae, Streptophyta, Magnoliopsida, Fabales, Fabaceae. The coding region runs from base 230 to 835 and encodes 201 amino acids. The transcript has 7 exons. The record is from RefSeq and is a predicted model, not a curated record.
GACCGUUCACGCGCAAGCAAGCACCGUCACCGUGAGGGGGAAGGUCUCUUGGCUUACUUUGGCUUCUUCGUUCGUUGUCUUCGAUUACAAAUUUACAACUUGUACAGACUUCCGUACUAAUUAUACAGGUUUUAUCACCACGACUACUCAUCUUCUGGAAUUUUCUCUUGUUUUCGUUGCUUGGCCUCUUCGUUUUCUUGAAUUCCUCCGAUCUAUCUGAUUCCGUUCCAUGGCGACGAUCGGGCACAACAACAUCAACGCCAAACUGGUUCUCCUUGGGGACAUGGGUGCGGGAAAAUCCAGCAUCGUUUUGCGUUUUGUCAAGGGUCAAUUUCUUGAAUUCCAGGAAUCUACAAUAGGGGCUGCAUUUUUCUCACAAACAUUGGCAGUAAAUGAUGCAACCGUGAAAUUUGAGAUUUGGGAUACUGCUGGACAGGAGAGGUACCAUAGUCUGGCUCCCAUGUACUACAGAGGUGCUGCUGCUGCUAUCAUUGUCUAUGACAUUACGAAUGAAGAUUCAUUUGUACGAGCCAAGAAGUGGGUCCUAGAACUUCAAAAGCAAGGGAAUCCUAACAUGGUUGUGGCUCUUGCUGGUAACAAAGCUGAUUUGGAAGAUAAGAGGAAAGUGACAGCUGAAGUAAGCACGACAUAUGCUGAAGAAAAUAAUCUAUUUUUCAUGGAAACAUCUGCCAAAACUGCAACCAAUGUAAACGACAUGUUUUAUGAAAUAGCAAAGAGGUUACCGAGGGCUCAGCCUGCUCCAAACCCGGCAGGGAUGGUGCUUGUGGACAGACCUGCAGAAGGAUCCAGAACUGCUGCAUCUUGUUGUUCCUAAAGCAUUGGUGUUGUAAUUCUUCUUCCUUUAACUUAGCAUCUUCCGUGUUUUCUGUGGCUUGUCUUUUGCACUUCAGUGGCACACUCUUGUUGUAGCUCCCUCAAGUAGUAGCAUGGGCAGUGUAUAUAUAAUACACAAGCGCCUUGGAAUUGAAUACUUUUGGUGGCUUGAUUUGUUCAAUACAUGGGGUGGAUGGAAUACAUGAAACUCCCAGCUUUCUGGCAUCAAAACGUGUGUGAAUGAAUGGCUUCAAUCUUUUUAUUA